GUGGCCGGAGAUUUAAAGAGCUCCUCUCAGAGGUUUACAGAUCAACGAAAGCUGCUGUUAGACGCACAGAUCGCUCCUGAGCGAGCGGAACUUUACGGUCCGAUCCGAUGUAAACGAGCUGAGCCGGACACGAGAACUGAACCUGCAGCACCGAGAGCUGCAUCCUCCGCUCACACUCCUGCAGAUUUUACAACAUGCAUAUCUUACAGCCCUACUGCAUCAACAGGUGGCCGGAUGUGCCGAAGAGAAAGAGCAAGAACAGCCAGUGUUCGGUGAAGAGCGUGUCUGCUCUUAGUGUCUCUGUUCCAGGGUACAUCCCCAGCUACCUGGAGAAGGAUGAGCCGUGCGUGGUGUGUGGGGACAAGGCGACGGGCUACCACUACCGCUGCAUCACCUGCGAGGGUUGCAAGGGUUUCUUCCGCAGAACGAUCCAGAAGAACCUCCAUCCAGCGUACUCCUGUAAAUACGAGGGCUGCUGCAUCAUCGAUAAGAUCACGCGGAAUCAGUGCCAGCUGUGCCGCUUUAAGAAGUGCAUCGCUGUGGGCAUGGCCAUGGACCUGGUGUUGGAUGAUUCGAAGCGCGUGGCCAAGCGGCGUCUGAUCGAGGAGAAUCGACAGAAGAGGAAGAGGGAGGAGAUGGUGAAGACGCUGCAGACGAGGCCGGAGCCAAACACGGCGGAGUGGGAGCUGAUCAGGAUGGCGACCGAAGCCCACCGGCACACCAACGCCCAGGGCUCUGCCUGGAAACAGAAACGCAAGUUCCUGUCGGAUGAUAUCGGUCAGGGUCCGAUGGUGUCCACGUCAGACGGAGAUAAGGUCGACCUGGAAGCCUUCAGCGAGUUCACAAAGAUCAUGACUCCGGCCAUCACGCGCGUCGUCGACUUCGCCAAGAAGCUGCCCAUGUUCUCCGAGCUGCCCUGUGAAGACCAGAUCAUCUUGCUGAAAGGCUGCUGCAUGGAGAUCAUGUCGCUGCGCGCCGCCGUGCGCUACGACCCGGACAGCGAGACGCUGACGCUGAACGGCGAGAUGGCCGUGAAACGUGAGCAGCUGAAGAACGGCGGGUUGGGCGUGGUGUCGGACGCCAUCUUUGAUUUGGGUAAGAGCCUGGCUCAGUUCAACCUGGACGACUCGGAGGUGGCGCUGAUGCAGGUCGUGCUGCUCAUGAGCUCAGACCGUCCGGGGCUGACCAGCGUGGACAAGAUCGAGCAGUGCCAAGAGGCCUACCUGCUGGCCUUCGAGCACUACAUCAACCACCGCAAGCACAACAUUCCCCACUUCUGGCCCAAGCUGCUGAUGAAGGUGACGGACCUGCGCAUGAUCGGAGCGUGCCACGCCAGCCGCUUCCUCCAUAUGAAGGUGGAGUGUCCCAACGAACUCUUCCCCCCGCUCUUCCUGGAGGUCUUCGCGGACCAGGACGUGUGACUUAAUGUUGAAACCAAGGCACACCCCCCCCCCCCCCGGAAAAAGGACUCUGGACACAGAAAGAGGCUUUGGGGGCAGAGGAAUCGUGGGGGGAAAACGAGAGAGAAGAAAAACUGGAUUUUGUGUUUUCUUCAGUGGGAACGUGCCCUGUAAACUUUAUUUUUUUGUCCCUUUUUUUCUUUUUGUCAAACACCCACAAGACCCGCCACCUGCCACCAGCAAACACACACCGACUUCAGCAGAGAGAAACACUGUCAGUCUGAGAGGUACACACACACACACACACACACACACACACUCAGCAAACAGGUCCAGACACACACUGCCAUGAGCGUACAGUGCAAACAUAUGCAAACACACACCUCUCCACGCCACUCCUGUUGCACCUGUAUGGACAAACAGCUGUACUCACACACUCACACACUCACACACUCACACAACCUUUUUUUUAUCUCUGGGACCUGACCACUAGCUCCUCGGACCACCCCGCCCCCGCCAUCUCACACACACCUUCCAGGCGCCCUCCGCGCC
Molecule: messenger RNA, 1952 nt
Organism: Plectropomus leopardus (leopard coralgrouper)
Lineage: Eukaryota; Metazoa; Chordata; Actinopteri; Perciformes; Serranidae
Product: thyroid hormone receptor alpha
Biological process (GO): positive regulation of transcription by RNA polymerase II; negative regulation of transcription by RNA polymerase II; cell differentiation
Cellular component (GO): RNA polymerase II transcription regulator complex
Molecular function (GO): nuclear receptor activity; zinc ion binding; RNA polymerase II cis-regulatory region sequence-specific DNA binding
Source: RefSeq, a predicted model, not a curated record